Molecule: messenger RNA, 5740 nt
Organism: Electrophorus electricus (electric eel)
Lineage: Eukaryota; Metazoa; Chordata; Actinopteri; Gymnotiformes; Gymnotidae
Source: RefSeq, a predicted model, not a curated record
AACACGCUCAGCCUGCUCGAAGAAGUAACUAGGGCAAAUCCAGUUUUCUUAUUUGUUUCCGGUGCGGAUUGUUUUCCGCGUUACACAGUUGGUAAAGGUAUAUUUUUUUCUUUAGUAUUUUUGGAUAUUACUUUCUCCUACAGAUUUUUUUUUUUUUUUUUUUUACAUUUGAGGUUGGCUACAGCCGAAGUCAUUGAGAAGCACAUUUCCAUGUAGGCUGAGUGUGACUGGGAGCCGUGUCAUUAACAAAGGCUGGGUUUCCUCUUCAACAUCGUCGUAGUUUAUCGCUGUUCUUUUAAAUAGUUCCCACGUCAUAAUCGUUGGAUAGUUCGUUUGACGACAUAAAGGAGUUUUUGUUUAAACCCCGUCAACUCAGGAUUAAAGAUUUCUCACUUUCUAUUUCCCUCCUUUUUUUAAAAAAAAAUAUGUAAGGCACUCCACCAACAGCAAAGACGCCGAGAUAAAGAAAGAUGCCGCUUCUUCACAAAAAGCCGUUCGCGAGGCAGAAACCUCCCGCUGAUCUAAAGCCAGACGAAGAAGUUUUCCUUUGUAAAGUAACACACGAAAUCUUCAGGACCUACGAGGAAUUCUUUGAGAGGACAAUCCUCUGUAACAGUUUGGUGUGGAGUUGUGCUGUCACAGGUAAGCCUGGUCUCACCUACCAGGAGGCAUUGGAGAGCGAGAAGAAAGCCAAGCUCAACCUCCAGAGCUUCCCAACAUCCCUGGUGCUGCCACUCCUGCACCUGGCUGCUCUUACACACCGCACGAGGCUGCAUGAGAUAUGUGAUGAUGUGUACUCCUUCGUCAAAGAGCGCUUCUUUCCCGGGGAGAGGGUGAUUAUUGUAGGUCGCGCUGGUGCAAGGCAACACUGCCAAAUCUUGGAGGUUAUUCCUCCCCAUACUAAUGGGACAGUGAAUGGGUAUGUCAAACACCACAUGGAGGGCGACUCAAUCGUCAUCAGUGACAGCGAUGACGAAUGCAUUAUCACUUCCCCCAAAUCCCCCAAAAUGACACCCAGUGGGAAACGGAAGGCCAUUAGCCCAUCCUUGUUUAAGUAUAAGGUUCGACCUGUGUACCCAGAGGGUUGUGAACCCAUACUCUUGAAAGCUUCUCAGAUUACUCGUAAGAAGAAUGUAUUUACUCGAGAAAGGCUGAAGCUGCUCCUUAAACAACAUUGUGAACCAAUGAAUGGGACCAUCAGAAUUAAACCAGCAACAGUUGCAAAACAUAAGAUGUCAGAGCAAAGUUUCUCUAACUUCUUCCCGGAUGAACCCCCGGUUUUUGACUUCAGCCAUACUGGAAAAGCCAGAGGUCGUCACCCGAACGCCAAGUCUCCAAGGGAGGUGAAUUACAGCGAGGGACCAAGCGUAAUGCGAGCUUCUGAAGAGAAGUUAAGACUGUUGCAACAAAAAGAAGAAAUGAUGGCUAUGUUGCAUGAAAAGGCAAAAUUAAAGAGAGAGAGAGAAGAUUUACUGGAAGCCAAGAAAAAGGAACGAGAGGACAGAGAAAGACGGAAAGAAGAGCUUAAGAGACAGGUGGAAGAAGAGAAACAGAAACGGAAAGAAGAGAAAGAACGGAUGAAGGUGGAGAAGGAAAGAGAGCGAGAAAAGCUGAAGGAGGAGAAGAAAAAAUAUGCUGAACGGCUGAAGUUGUGGAGUAAACCUCGCGAGGACAUGGAGUGUGAUGACCUGAAGGAGCUACCGCAACCACUGCCAGUGAAGACCCGUUUGCCUCCAGAGCUGUUUGGAGAUGCCCUGAUGGUGCUAGAGUUCCUGAAGGCAUUCGGAGAACUCUUUGACCUGAAGGAUGAAUUUCCUGAUGGCAUCACAUUAGAAGUCCUGGAGGAGGCGCUGGUGGGCUGUGACCCAGAGGGGCCACUCUGCGAGCUGCUCUUCUUCUUCCUGUCCGCCAUUUUCCAGGCACAGGCCGAGGAACAAGAAGAGGUGGCCCGGGAGCAGGUGGCUGAAGCCGACACCAAAGAUCUGAGCGAGGCUCUGGAUGAGGAUGUGGACCCUACACAGUCAGCCAUCACUGCAGUGGCCUCCCUGGCUGCUGCUUGGCCCCAGCUCCAUCAGGGCUGCAGUCUGAAGCAGCUGGAUCUGGACAGCUGCACUCUGUCCGAGAUCCUGCGGCUGCACAUCCUGGCCUCGGGGGCCGAAUGCAGCUCCGCCAACGCCAAGUUCCGCUAUCAGAAGCAGGGCGGCUUCGGCUCGACAGACGACCCCUGCGUGGAGCUCCGCCUCUCACAGCCCAGCUUGCUCAAGAAGCUCUCCUGCACUGCGGUCUAUGAUCUCCAGCCUGGGGAGAAACUAAAGAUCCUGCAUGCUCUUUGUGGGAAGCUUCUCACACUGGUCUCUACGCGAGACUUCAUUGAAGACAGUGCAGACGAGCAGAGAGCGGCCAGAAUGGAGCUCCGGGAAAUCAAAGCUGAACGGCACCGCAGGGAGCGAGAGGAGGCUGCUAACAGGGUUCGUAAAAGAAAGGAAGAGAAGCUGAGAGAACAGGAACUGAAACUCAAAGAGAAACAUGAAAAACUCAGAGAGGAGGAAGGACUGAGUAGGAAUGGCAUAGAUGUAGCAGGAGAGGAAAUGGACACGAGUACGGAAAGUCAGGAGAGUCAUGCUGAUCAGCAGGCAGAGGACGAAGGGGAGCAUGCGCAGCAUGGCAAAUCUAAGAUAGCUAAAAGCAGCAGUCCCAAAGAGAAAGCAGCGGGUGAGGAGGAGGUGAAGGAGGGUCUGAGUUUGGAGGAGCUCCAGCACCAGCAGCUGAAGGAGAAGGAGCUCCAGGAGCGCAUCCACAAGGCGGCAGCCUGCACCUACAUCCUGCCGCUGGGCCGCGAUCGCUUCUACCGCCGCUACUGGAUCUUUCCCUCUGCUGGGGCCCUUUUCGUGGAGGAGGACUUCUUCGGCCUCACCGAGGACAUGUUGGAGCCGCGGCCUGCUGCCGAGCCCAAGCAGGAGGAGCUCGCCUUGCUCCAGAGUCCAGUGAAGAGCGACGAGCUGGCGGGGGAGCCUAGCCUGCACCCGAACACCUCGCCCCCGGUGAACAGGCCCAACCACUGGGCGUUGUACAGCACGCCGGCGGAGCUGGAACAGUUGAUCGAGGCGUUGAACGCGCGAGGCCGCCGCGAGAGUGCACUCAAAGAAGCCCUGCAGCAGGACAAGCAGAGAAUCUCACUGCUGCUCAGCAGCUGUGUGGCCGAACGCUACAACCACUCGGUUAAAGCACUGUCAGAGACCAAAGGCAGCACUCUGAAGUCCAAGAAUGGCCCCACUGCUCCAGACACCACAGUACCUGCCGAGAAGCACAUGGAGACCCGGCUCAGGGACCUGCUGCUGGACAUCGAGGACCGCAUCUAUCAGGGAACUCUUGGCGUGGUGAAGGUGAUGGAGAGGAGCACCUGGCGGGCGGCGCUGGAGCACAGCACCUAUGACCUUCUGAGUCCUGAGGCCAAGCAGAACGGAGACCUCAACAGUGAGGAAGAGGCCAUGGAAAUAGACGAGAGCCACAUCAGAGUGAAGGACAGGCUGCAGGAGCUGAAGAGCGAGAGCCAGAGUGUGGCGUCCACGAGUGCCAGCACGCCACAGCCAGUCAACACCACCGUGCACUACCUCGCACAUGCGCUCUCUCAGAUAGAGCAGGGCAUCGAGCGCAAGUUCCUCAAAGCUCCGCUCGGUGAUGAGGAUGGCAAAAAAGACCCAAAAACAAAGAGAAAAGAAAAGAAAAAAGAUGAAGACCAGUCCAGUGAGAAGGAUGAUGGCAGUGAGUGUGGGCGGCAGGUGAGGACAGUGCUGGAGCGCUGGAGGGAGUCCCUACUGUCCUGCUCCAGCCUCUCACAGCUCUUCCUGCACCUGUCCACCCUGGAGCGCAGCGUGGUCUGGGCCAAGUCUAUCCUGAACGCCCGCUGCAAGGUGUGCCGCAAGAAGGGCGACGGCGAGAACAUGCUGCUGUGUGACGGCUGUGACCGGGGCCACCACAUCUACUGCGUGCGGCCUAAGCUGAAGGCUGUUCCCACUGAGGACUGGUACUGUCCAGAGUGCCGUCCCAAACAACGCUCUCGCCGCAUGAACUCCCGCCAGCGGUCUUCUGUCGACUCUGAAGAGGAUAUGGAGCAGGAGGAGGAGUCUGAAGAGGAGGAGGAGUCUGAGGAGGAAGAGGAGGAGUCCGAAGAAGAGUCGUCAGAAGUGGACGAGAAGGAAAGUGUCAUGAAGAAGGCUGCUGUGAAAGUUCCCCUUCAGGGCACCAAAGGUGCUAGGUCGAGUGGCAAAUCCAAGCAAGCUGAAUCGAAUCAUUCCACACCUCGCAGCCAGCAGAGUGUCCCCAAACCGAGCCUCUCUGCAGGUAGAGGAGGCUCCCGAUGCUCAGGGAAGAAGGCCACUCCAGUGUCCAACGGCAAGCCUCCUCCACGGCCUGGCAGCCGCUCUAGUGCCCGCCUCAGUCUGGAGCUUCUGAGCAGCAACAGCGGUAGCGCCGCUAAAUGCAGCACCAGCCCCACUUCAGCCCAGACCAGCUCCAGGAAAAGACCCCUUGAGGGCUCCCCUAAAGUCAAGGUGGUCUUGGCCCCAGGCAGCUCCUCCUCCAGCCGCCGCAGCUCAGGGAGAAAUCUCGGCGUCCAUGAGCUCUCAGCCUGUGAACAGCUCACUGUGGACCUGGUCAGGCAUGAAGACAGCUGGCCUUUUAUGAAACUGGUGUCCAGGACUCAGGUACCUGAUUACUAUGGCAUCAUCAAAAAGCCCAUUGCUUUGAGUACAAUCCGGGAAAAGGUCAACAACUGUGAAUACCAAACUGCAUCGGAGUAUAUAGAGGAUGUGGAGCUGAUGUUUUCCAACUGUCUAGAGUACAACCCUCGCAGCACCAAUGAGGCCAAGGCAGGCCUCCGGCUUCAGGGCUUCUUCCACUCGGAGCUGCAGAAGCUUGGCCUGGCUGACCGCAUGACCCCUCCACAGAAACGACCUAGGAUGUGAACCAGCACCCCACUGAAAUGACUCAGGAUGAAAACCAGCACUCCUGUUUCCCAGAGGCCUUUAGAUUACUAAAGGGCACCAUUUAUUGAUCAUCCAUAUAAGAUGCAAAUGAACUGUUUCCAAAACUAGGUUUUUUUGUUUUGUUUUGUUUUGUUUUGUUUUUUUUGGUUGGUUUUGGUUUUUGUUUGAUACAGGGCAAACCUGUGCUGUGAAAUAAAUAUAUUUGCACUGAGUUUUUUGAAAAGUUCUUUCCAUUAACAUUGACUCAGGACAAAAAAAGGAUUUGUUUUUAUUAAAAUUCUCUCUAAAUGGUGCAUUUUUAUUUUGUAUCUUGACUGCAUUUCUAGACUACUGUUUGUAUAGAUUUUUCAUAUAAUUCUGUGAUACAUUGAUGAUAAAUUAAGUCUUGGAAUUCAAAGGAACAAAUGGCAUAUCUGUUGUGUUGUGAAUAGUAAAAUACAUUUUUUUUCUGGUCCCUGUAGCUUGGUUAAACACUACAUAGGAACCAAAAUCCACUCCUUUUCCAUGUGACUAAUUGGUUAUUUAUUUUAGUUUCGGAUAUAAUUUGGAACUUGACAACUUGCUUUAUUUAUGAAGGUUUGAUUGUUUUUAUAGUCUGUAUUUGUAAACUGUUCCCUUUUUGUAAAGUAUCAGUGUUUUUUCCCCCCUCCAAACAGUAGAAACAUGGUUUCCCAGCUGUUUCCCUUGCACCACUUUAAACUCUUCUCCAACUAUUGUGUACAUUUUCAUAAAUAAAUAAAUUGCCUUUGUUAAUA